UAACUCUUAAGAUGCAAGGUUUUUGAAACUGAAACCAUACAAAACUUGGGAGAUUUACAGGGCAUUAACAUUUAUGUGUAAAUCAAGUUGAAAUUCACUGUAUGGUUAUCAAGACUCAUCGAGCUGGAAAACCUACUUGAUUAUGGCAAUAUUCGGAAGAGAUGUCUUUGAUUUUUGUUUGUAUUUCAUUCUUACCAUUUCAGUGCUGGAUGCCAGUGUACAAACUGUAAAUACACCACGCUCAAAUGGUUCUGAAAGGUUGAAUUGGGAUAAUGCAGUCAUUUUCAAGCAGACUAAUGCUUUGUUAAAUCUGGAAGCGAAGAUGAAAGCACUGGAAGAGAGGAUGGAACAACUAGAGGAACAGAGUAGACAAGGAAAAGAUAAGAAAUGUGUUUGUGAACAUAGGAAAGAGAAAGUUGAAUUACAGAUGUUGGAGAAUGGAAUUCAGCGUAAACCAGGUGUAUUUAAGCGGGUAAGAAAGAGCAGUGGUGGUCAGAAUGAAAGUCAGAGUGUCAACGCCGAAAUUAAUGGGAGGACAAGUUUGUGUGCGUUUUCCAGCAUCUUAAGUAGGGACAGAGGGGGUACAGGCCAUUCGCAGACCAUUGUCUUUGAUAGCGUGAUCACAAACACACACAAUGCCUACAAUGGACAUACGGGUAUCUUCACAUCUCCAUCCAAUGGCGUCUUUGCUUUCUCGUGGACAAUGAAUUCUGCAGGAAUAGGGCACUUUGAAUUCAUGCAUAACUCGGAAAUCAAAACUACAACAACUUCUGAGUCUGUUGGACCGCCUCAUGUAGAGAGAGGGAGUGUAUCCACGACUAUAGUUUUAGAACUACAUAAAAAUGAUGUUGUUUUCGUUCGAACGCAUCAUGCACGGGGUCAAGGGACAUUUAUUGUCAGCAAUUCCCUUAUGCAAUCAAGUUUUUCUGGUUGGCAAGUUUAUUAAAACAUUUUUUUUAAUUUGAACGUGAAAAAAUAUCCAUCAUGCAAAAUA
Molecule: messenger RNA, 994 nt
Organism: Saccostrea cuccullata (small rock oyster)
Lineage: Eukaryota; Metazoa; Mollusca; Bivalvia; Ostreida; Ostreidae
Exons: 3
Coding region: 143-946 (267 amino acids)
Molecular function (GO): protein binding
Source: RefSeq, a predicted model, not a curated record